CAGGUCCAGAAGAGGACAAUCUCCGAGGUACAGAACGUGACGACAGCAGAUUCAAGAGUUUGCCUAGUGAUUUAAAUCUACCUAGAGUUCAGUCAAUACGAGUUUCAAGAUGAACUACUGCCCCGAAAGACCAGCCAAAGUCAACCUUAGCACUUUCAAAGUUACCAUCACGCCUCACUUCACGGCACACGAGGCCAGUCAUCUCUCCAUCCACCUCAGUCUCCAGAGCCCCAGUUGCGCCGCUCACCACCCGCUCUUUCUCUUCGAAACCUACUACGGCAACGUCCCCGCCAACCCAUUCACCGAAAGCGAUAUAACCGCCUCCGAUGCCGCUGGCCGCUUGCCUCUCUACUUCACCAACCCGACCGAGAAUCCAGAGGGGCCGGACCAGGAAUGGCGUGUGAACCGGGACACUGUAGGAGAUAUCCAAUUGCGAUUCAGCGUUUUCCCCCGACAUGUGGACAUCACGACUCCGAUCGGCCCCCGUGUUGAUCUCCGAAGGGAUCAAGGUGGUCUGAUCGGCAAUGGCCGGUAUUUCCUACCUCGUCCGGCACAGGACCAGAUGUACCACUAUAUCGUGACGUGGGAUGUCACCCGUGCGCCAGCCGGGACACGCGCCGUGUGGUCGUUCGGCGAGGGGCCGGGGUCGGUGACGAAGACCGGGGAUCCAAUGGUCAUCGUCAACUCAGUCUUCAUGGUGGGGCCAAUUCACAGUUAUCCCAACGGCACUCAGAGUAUUGCUUCCGGUACUAUGGACGAUGACGAUAUGGGGUUAGCUCUCGCAAGGAACUCUGUCUCUGUGGCUGGUGAUGAAGGAAAUACCACUGCCCCGAGCACUCAAGUGUUCUGGUUCGGCACGCUGCCGGACAAUCUUGGGCGACUGAAUCAGUACAACAUCCAACUGUUCCCAAAACUAGCAGCGUUCUUUCGCAGUGACGAUGCCUCAUAUCACAUUUUCAUCCGACGGGUGGUUCGCGGAUUUGGCGGGCACUCAUGCCUCGACAGUUACGUCCUUGAGUACGACCAAGACAGCUGGAAGGAGGCGGACGAGGAGCUUGUGGCUCUGUUCUCACACGAGAUGAUUCACAGCUUUGUGAUGAUGGGACCUGAGCCAGAUGGGUAUGAUAACGGAUGGUUCACUGAAGGCCUUGCGCAAUUUUACUCUGCUUAUCUUCCAUAUCGGUUUGGACUGCGCGGGGAAGACUAUCUGCGCAACAGACUGAAUGCGUCGCUGAGUGCUUAUGGAACCAGUCCGCGGAUUGGAAUGGAUGCGCUUGAUUCGCAGAAGGAGUUCUAUGAUGACUGGUAUGCGGAGUUGGUUCCAUAUAUGCGUGGAUGUGCCUAUCUUCUGCAGAUUGACAGCCGGCUACGAAAGAAGACAGGAAGCUUUUCGUUAAAUCAGAACAGUCCAAUGGACGAGAUCGUCAUCGACAUGGCCAAACACUGGCGGAACGGGGUUCAGCUUCAGGCUAGGGACUGGCUGGGUUAUCUAUGCCCAUACCUGGGAGAGCAUGUCGCACAGGAAUUGCAGGAUAUGCUCAGGGGUAAAGUCCUCAAUAUGCGCGAGACUAUUGUCAUUCAUGAAAGCUGGGCCCUCAGUCCUACGGAGCAAGAGAUCUUGGAAUUCGGAUUUGCCUUAUCGAGUAUUAACAAGCGAAUAAUUUGCGGGCUGAUUCCGGGAUCACGAGCUGCAUACGCCGGGUUGAAGGACGGACUUCCACUUCUCUCAAUAUCUCGCGCGGGUUUCAUGGACUAG
This is a messenger RNA of Aspergillus homomorphus CBS 101889, 1756 nucleotides long. RefSeq lists its product as uncharacterized. NCBI's taxonomy places the organism in Eukaryota, Fungi, Ascomycota, Eurotiomycetes, Eurotiales, Aspergillaceae. The record is from RefSeq and is a predicted model, not a curated record. The transcript is spliced from 3 exons. The coding region runs from base 110 to 1756 and encodes 548 amino acids.